AGAGAGAUCAUGAAACCGACCGUGGCGGCGAUGGCGGUGAGAAGCCACGGUGGAGAUUGCUGCAAGAACGGUCCAGGUAAUUACACCACGCCUCUCCUCGCGAUGUUUGGUCCACGAGAGAAACUCAUCUAUGUCGCUGUCAUUUACACCGGAACCGGUCAAGACAAACCAGAUUACUUAGCGACGGUAGAUGUAGACUCCAGCUCGUCAACAUACUCUAGUGUCAUCCAUAGAUUAUCAAUGCCUUAUCUUGGAGACGAACUUCAUCACUCAGGCUGGAACUCCUGCAGCUCUUGCUAUAGUGACCCUUCUUGCGAAAGACGUUAUCUAAUCUUGCCUUCUCGUCUCCUGGGAGAAGACGAGAUUGGCUUAUCCGCAUCAACCCUAUUGCUUAGCUUCUUGUGUCUUGUCUUGGCGACAAAGAUGAAAACGCAGGAGGAUAAAGAAGGAAGCAGUCCUUUGUUUGAGUAUGAUUUCUGGUAUCAACCUCGGCACGAGACAAUGAUCAGUACCUCUUGGGGAGCACCAGCUGCUUGGCCAGAAGGCCAAUUGACACAGAUACUUGACCUUGACGUUACCAGGCUUUUAUCCUUAGAGGUUAGAUUCUUGCACGACCCUACUAAAGCUAUUGGAUUUGUAGGGUGUGCGUUAUCGAGUACUAUAGUGAGAUUCUUCAAGAACGAGGAUGAAACAUAUGGAGCCACG
Thlaspi arvense is the source of this 705-nucleotide messenger RNA. The record is from the annotation of a GenBank genome assembly. NCBI's taxonomy places the organism in Eukaryota, Viridiplantae, Streptophyta, Magnoliopsida, Brassicales, Brassicaceae.